Molecule: messenger RNA, 4650 nt
Organism: Drosophila rhopaloa
Lineage: Eukaryota; Metazoa; Arthropoda; Insecta; Diptera; Drosophilidae
Gene: lov
Product: protein jim lovell
Biological process (GO): regulation of transcription by RNA polymerase II
Cellular component (GO): nucleus
Molecular function (GO): DNA binding; protein binding
Source: RefSeq, a predicted model, not a curated record
AGACCCUCAACCAGAACGUGUUACAAUCGAGCUGCGUGAACUCGCAUUUCUUAGCAAAUCUAAUGAAUGGUGACUACCUAAAUUUGUUGCACCUGAUUUAAGGGUAUGCAAAUUUCUAAAGAUAAAAGGAUUAAAGUGAUAACUUUCAAGAGACAGAUAGAUAGUGCAAGUGCAAAUAAACUAUACGAAUCAUACGGAUACUUAAGAUAUACUGCAAACUUUAGAAUGAGAAACGAAGCACCUUGCACGUGACUGGGACGGGGCAUGUUAAAGGACGCCAACAAGGAGUUGAUUAAGCACCGCCAACUGACCUCGCUCCCCAUGACCGACUUCGCACGUCAGGUGGCGCCCACACAGCUGCCUCUGCCGCUCCAAUUGCCGCUACCGCUGCCGCUUUUGGCCAAGACCCCGACCAACGAUCACGCCCCGAUGCACUCCACGCCCCCCACGACGCCGCCCACGCCUCCACCUCUGCCCUUGAACAUGAGUCAAGCUGCAACGGCGACGACGGAAACGGAGACUCCUUCCGACCACAGUCCGCCGGCCACGCCCCCCAGAGGGGCAGCCGUGGCGAACUCGGCCCCACAGGAUCACUACAGUCUGCGCUGGAACAACCACCAAAACCACAUCCUGCGAGCCUUCGAUGCACUGCUGCAGACCAAGACGCUGGUGGACGUGACCCUGGUUUGUGCGGAGACUUCCAUUCGGGCCCACAAAAUGGUGCUCUCUGCCUGCUCGCCCUUCUUCCAACGCGUGUUCGCGGAAACGCCCUGCAAGCACCCGGUUAUCGUGCUCAAGGACUUCCGGGGCUGGGUGGUGCAGGCCAUCGUGGACUUCAUGUACCGCGGAGAGAUCAGCGUGCCCCAGCAGCGUCUGCAGACCCUCAUCCAGGCCGGAGAGUCGCUUCAGGUGCGGGGGCUGGUGGAGAGUUCUGUGCCGGAGCACACGCCCACGCCGGCCGCCUCUCCCGACGACUUCGGAAUGCUGGACGCCACGAUGCUGUCCUCCAGCUUCGACGACGAGUCGCCCUCGAUGUCCCGGCCGACGGCGACGGGAAAGCUGAUGAUGCCCUCCGCCCGACUGUUUGGCACUGCCUCGAACGCCAUGGCAGCGCUGAGUCUGCGCCGCAAGCGGGAGCAGGACUGCGAGCUGGAGAGCGACCAGGAGUUGGGUGGCAGUUCGCCCAUGCCGCGGCGCAAACAAGCACGACCUCGCCGCCGAUCCGGCGAUGUUCCCCACGACUUUGCCCUGAACAAGACCGAUGCGGAGUCCCUGCAAACUGUGAUCAAGCAUGAGCUACUCGAGCGUUCGGAAAGAGAUCACGACGAGGAUCAUGAUCAGGGUCACACCCAAAGUGAGGCGCAGGAAGGCGGCUCCUCGCCGGCGGAAUCGUCGACGGAGCAGGCCAAGGAGAAGCAGUCGCAAAAGCCAGAAGAACCCGAUCAUCGCCUCAACCUCAACGAAAGCCACCAUCAACUCGAGCUCGACGACGAGGACGACGACGAUCAGGACCAGGAAGAGGAAGAGGAGCAGGACAUUGAAGAGCUUAUCCACACAACCAAUGAGCUGAGGCGACAGGCCGCCGUGGCUGCUGCCAACGCGGCCGCCAUGUCGCCCACCCCCUCACCCUGUCCCAGUGACGGGCCCGAGGACCUCUGCACCACCAAGAAGCCCAAGGACGGGAACACCGCCCACUCGUCCGACUGUGAGUCCAAUAACAACAACAGCAGCAAGCUGCAGGACAACAACCAGCGCAUCAUGCUGUCCCUGAAGGACAUCCGCCAACUGAACGCCAACCCGAACCCCACAGCCAUCCACACGCCCACCAGCUGCUCUGGAGGCAACAACGGGCUCCUCGGUUUUCCACCGCCGGGUAUGCGGCCACCUGGACUCCCGGACAGCCCGCCCUGCCACAUGGAAGCGCUGGAGGCGCAGAUGCACGCUGCCGCGGCCGCUGCUGUGGCGGCUGCCGGAGCCGGAGAGCAUCCCUUCCACCACAUGGAACACCAAAUGGAGAUGUCCUUGGCGGCUGCUGCGGCGGCAGCUGCAAUGCAUCAGCGGGAGCCCAGGGAUCCGCGGGAUCCGCGAGACCACAACUCAUUUGCCAGCAAUCUGUUGGGGCCAAUGGGCAUGCCCCCGUUCGGAGGACAUAACGGAGGACAUCCGGGCAACAGUGGCCCAGGAAGCGGAUGUCCCGGACAGGCUGCACACGAACGGCUCGAGGAGAGCAUGAAUCGACUGAGCAAGGAGCUGGGCAAGGAGUUCGGCAAGGACUUUGGCAAGGAGUUUGGGAAGGAGUUCGCCCCGGCGUCGCCGAUGAGUCUGCCAGGACACUUCAAUGCACCGGAUGGCCCUCCGCACCCACCGUCGCCACUGCCCUUUCCUGGCAUGUCCUCUGCGAUGACGCUGACGCCGCCGCACAUGUUUGGCUUGGACUCCCCACUCGGGCUCUUUCCCCCCGGAAUGGAUCCCGGCAAGCUGUACAAUCCGCUAAUGGAAAUGAGCGAUCCCAGGGACAUGGCUGGCGGGCCGCCUCCGUUUCUUAAAAAAAAAGUAAUGCCACGACCAAAGGGACAGCACUCAGCGCCACGCGGAGGUCCCCCUCGCUCCUGGACCAACACAGAACUGACGGAGGCACUGCAGCACGUUUGGAACAAGAAGAUGACCACGUCGCAGGCCUCGCGCAUUUUCGGUAUCCCCUACAACUCCCUGCUCAUGUACGUGCGGGGCAAGUACGGGAAGAGCCUGAAGCUGGAGCAGCUGCGCAAGGACUGCAUCAGCGGACCACCGAUCGAGAUGCUUCAGAUGGGCAUUGGCGGGGGCAGCGGGGGCGGCAGCGGCUCCAGUAAGAGCGAGAAAGGCAAGGAACGCAAGGAGAAGGAGAAGGACAAGGGCUCCGCGAGCAACAACGGCUCCGGUGGGUCGAGCAACGCCCAAGGAGGAGGCCCGAACUCUGGGAACGGAUCCUCCAUGCCGCAUCCCGGGGACCUGGGACCGCUGGGUCCGCUAGACCUGGAGCUUGGUCUGCCCCUGGGCCCCCCUGGCGGCCCCCGCAGCGGCAGUUCGGAGCCUGAUCUGCUGGGCGGCCCCAACGCCCUCUUCAACCCGUUCAACCCGCAGGGCUUCUACCCGGACUUCGCGGGCGGCUUCCCCGGCCUGCCCCUGAGCAUGCUGAACCUGCUGCCGCCGGCGGAACGCCACCACGCGGCGGCUGCCAUGCACCACCUGGGCGUCACCAUGGACGAGGACUGCAAGUCUGUGGGUUCGAAGCAGUCCUCCUCCAUGGACGACGACUUCGCAGGCCCCGGGAUGCCCCACUCUCUGGACCAGCGGCGCGAGAUGAGCGCGACGGGCCCUCCACUGACGCAGUCGAACGGGGGCGCCGGGCAGGAUUGAAACUUGUGGCGGGAUUGGGCAGCCGGGGCUGCCAACGCCAAUCCAAUGUACUUCCCUGCUUUCGAGCUGGACCAGGAGCAGAACCCGAUCCCCCAGUCCCUGCCCCCGCGACCCGCCCUGCACCAAAUGGCCUGCCGCGAGCUCAGCUUCAAACCGGACCUAUUCCUGGCCAGGCGCAAGCUGAAACGCUUCAGGGCCAAGCGCCAACUUCAGGCGCAGAUGGAGACGCCGACCGCAGCCGUUCCUGCCAAUUGUCCUGUCAGCCACGCGCUGCCACCGCUGAGGACUUGAAUGUUAACUUGAAUGCAAUAUGUCUACUAUUAGUUGAUUCUUUUGUUUAGGGGCCCCGAAGGACAAUAUUUAAUUUACUAGGAUUACGUUUCCUUUUGUUUGAGCAACAAGCCGUGUGGUUUUUGCUGGUGCUUUUAGUUCCUAUUCCCAAUUAAAUUUUGAUAUUUUGCUUUUAAUUUAGUUAAGUAAACGAAUAUGACAAAGCUUACAAAGCAUUUGAGGCAAUACAUGAAAACAAUAUAUAUUACAGCCUGUAUUAUUAUAUAAUUUAAGUAUGGAAGGAAUAUAAUCAAAAAGAGCAAAGGUUAGGAAAAGAUAACAGUGUACAUAUGGGGAAAUCCAAACCAACAAACAGCAUUAGCCCUGAUCGGGCUGUGGCCCAGAUUGCCACGACCUGCUCGUUCGGGAGAUAGUUGUAAAGCAACCACAUUGCGAUUAGUAGUAUUGAUAAUAUCGGAUGCAUAACCGAUGACUGUACCAAAAUUUUUAAUGUUAUUUUAUAAAGAAAUACAAAACGAAAAUUAGUUUUAGUCUUAAGUUUUCUCGUAGGCAAUCCGUAUUUGUAUAGAAAACAUCUGCACCAAUAUUACUCACUCAUAGUUGUGCACAUUCCCCUCACCAAAAAUCGACAUUCCUAGUUAUUGGUAGAUGCCGCUUUGUAAAUCUCUGCCGACCUCAUGGAAUAAUGCAGAUCUAUCCGUUUUGUAAUCUUGUUUGUAAGGAAUGGAACAAAACCAACCAAUUAAAAGGUACACAAAGUGACACAUUCCCGCUCAUAGUUUUAAUAAUUUAUAAGCUCAAAUACAAUAUUUUAAUAUUAAAUAUUACAACAGAAACUUAUGUAAGUAAAAAGAAAUAAGAAAAAUAAAGUAUAUGCAUUACAAUAAAUAGCAAAAGAUAUUAAAUAAAACGUCAAAUGCUUAUUCCUUGAACAAAUCUUCAAUUCACAACUUUAGUUUGUCA